UUUACAUACAGUGUAUUUGGUUUGAUGAAUUCAGCAUAGUAAAUAAUCUCAGCACAUUUUAGCAUGCAAGCCUUACAUGUUUUACUUAUAUAUAGAUGGAUGAAUGGCAGCCUUGGGAAGACUGUAUUAGAGAUUGCAGUAAAGGCAUACAAAUCCGUAAACGGAACAUCAAAGUAAAUCCACAGUGCCAAGGGGCUACAUGUAAAUCAUCUAUUGAUUGGCAGCAUUGUCAUGAACCAUGUAAAUAUCCUGACUACUGUAACCAAGGCGUAUGUGGAUGUCCAGAGGGCAUGAACCUAGCUACUGAUGGUAUCUCAUGUAACCCUAUCUAUUGUCCACCAAUACCUGUCUUACAGUACUGUCCACCUAACAGAUAUUACUUGUCAAGCUGCAAAUAUCCUGUGUUUAAUGCCUGUACCUAUAGUUACAAUUCAACAUGCAUACCAGUUUGCAAAGGGGAUUGGACUAUAAUUUCUCAACCAGACAAUAUAAAUUAUGUCACCUGUCAAAAGGACUCCAAAUGGUCCACACCCAAAAUCUUCUGUAGUCCUUUUAACAACCCACCAACAGAUAUUAACAUAGACAUUUCUAAGACUAAGAUUCCUGAGAAUACUGAUGCUGGUUACUGUAUUUACAUGAAAACUGUUGAUGAUGUCUACGAUAGCCAUGUAUAUACAAUCAUCAGUGAUGUCUCUAACAGAUUCCAAAUAAUAGAACACAGACUUUGUCUUACAGUCAAGGCUAACUUUGAAGAUCAACCAAAUAAGUGGAGUAUAACAAUUAGAACCACGGAUUUAGACAAAGCCUUCUUUGACAAAAUAUUUGAGUUUGAAAUUUUGAAUACAAAUGACCCUCCAAAGGCAGCUUAUCUGACUCCUGAUACAAUACCUGAGAAUAGUAUGAUUAAUACGAGGGUUGGCUGUUUUUCUGGUGUGGAUGAUGACCCAAAUCAAACAUUGUCCUUUCUCCUUGUUAACUCUAAUUACAAGAUGUUUGCAACAUACAUUGAGAAUGGACAAACAUGCUUAAAGGUCGCCAAAGACUCUAAAGUAAAGUGUCCAACAGAAGGCGGAACAUAUUGUUUGUUAAACAGAGAGAAACGUAAGAAAAGGACUGUUACAGUUAUGGCCAGAGAUGAUGGUAAUCCUAGAGAGAAGGCUUAUUUUGACAUAAAUAUACAUCUAUCUGAUGUUAAUGACAAACCAACAGAAGUUGUACUGGAGCCUUCUGAUAUCCUCGAGGGGGUUCAACCAGGAAAUGAACUUGUUGCUAUUGUAACAAAAGACGAGGAUGUUGACCAGUCACACACCUACGAACUGAUAAAUGACCUCAGUGGUGUAUUUGCUAUUAAAGAUGGGAAGCUGAUAGCAUCUAGAAGUUUUGACUAUGAAACAGAAAAGUUAACAGAAUUUACGAUUGAAGUGAAAUCCACAGAUAAUGGAGAAAACCCUUUGUCUGUAAUAUCUGCUAUAAAGUUCAAGAUCCAGGACAUGGAUGAGGUUCCAUAUGCACUUCAGGUUACUGCAGAAAAUGCUCCGUUGUCAUAUGAAAAUGAUAAACCUAAAGUCCGAGAGAAUGCAAACGGUAAACUGUUAUUUUACUACAUGUCUAAUUAA
Molecule: messenger RNA, 1616 nt
Organism: Mytilus californianus (California mussel)
Lineage: Eukaryota; Metazoa; Mollusca; Bivalvia; Mytilida; Mytilidae
Product: protocadherin gamma-C4-like
Exons: 9
Coding region: 96-1616 (506 amino acids)
Biological process (GO): homophilic cell-cell adhesion
Cellular component (GO): membrane
Molecular function (GO): calcium ion binding
Source: RefSeq, a predicted model, not a curated record